UGUAUGCAGGAGUGUUACUGAUUCUUCUCCCCGAGUCUCUGAGCUCUGAAACUGUGCAUGUGGACGUCCUGCUUGUGGCUGCCCCUCGGCCAGGCAAAUAUGCCAAACCUGCCCUCAUCAGUUCUUCUUUAUCUACUCAGCUGCCUGCUCACAGGCUGUGCUCUGGAUAUCUCAGACUUGACCCUAAUAAACCCGGAUCCUGUCGUCUCCUCGGCUGACGCGUCUCUGCUGUGCGUGAGCGGUGACUGGACGUCCUCCGGUCCGACCUCCUCGCUCCGUCUGGGCCGGGAGUUCCCAGUGCCUCAACAAGAACUGCCCGGUACCACAGCGGAUAUAACCCACCGCUCUGCCACCAAAGUCUCCUGGAAGAAUCGUGUAGAUAUAUUCGGGGCUUUCUUUUGCCAGGCCAAGGAUGGUGGCAAGGUGUACACUUACAAAAUCCUGAAUGAAGCAUCGUUCCUUCCUGAAGCGCUCACGGUGACGGCCAGUGUUGGAGACGAUGUCACCAUCUCAUACACAAGGAGAAAAGUGGCGCAGGAGGACACGGUCAUCUACAAGGAGGCUUUGAAGGAUUUUACGAACAUCGACUCAUCUUUUGAGCACUCAGUGCCCAAGGAGGACAUCACAGAUUCAAUUCCAUACCUCAUUCACAAUGUGAAGGACUCGCACGCUGGAAUCUACACCAUCCGCUACAUCUCAGGAAACUUAAAGAGCUCCGCCAUCACCCGCCUUAUAGUCAGGAGUUGCAGGGCAGGGAUGUGGGGUUCUGAGUGCUUGAACACUUGUCCUGACUGUGCUAAUGGAGGAAUAUGUGAUGAUAAAACUGGAGAGUGCAUCUGCCCACCAGGCUUCAAGGGUCCAACUUGUGAAACAGUGUGUGGUGAGGGUCGUUUUGGAAGGAGCUGUAAGGAGCGCUGUACAGAUGGCCAGUGUCGCUCUUUGGUUUUCUGCCUCAGAGACCCGUACGGUUGCUCAUGUGCGUCUGGGUGGAGGGGCCUGAACUGCAGUGAGGCGUGUCCUUCUGGAUAUUACGGGGCUGGAUGUAAGCAGAUGUGUGUGUGUGGUAAUGGAGGGAGGUGUGAUCGUUUCAGAGGAUGUGUGUGUCCUGGUAGACACGGUGCUCGCUGUGAAAAAGAAGAUAAAGCACCAGAAAUCAUGAGCAGCCUGAAUGAUGUAGAGCUGAACUUAGGUGCACCGUUCACCGUGAACUGUUCUGCCCGCGGCCGACCAGCGCCUUUACAUGGUGAAAUCCUCCUGCUUAAACCCGACAGGACCAUCUCAUAUGCUGUGGACACAGAGACGAUGAAUGACCAGAGCACGUCCAUAUUUAAGGUGGACAAGAUCAGACGGGCUGACAGUGGACGCUGGCUCUGUCAAGUGAAGACCACCAGUGUUCAAGUAGAGAAGGACUUUAAAGUCACUGUAAAAGUUCCUCCAAAACCACAGAACCCUCCUUUGCUGAACAGCAGUGGGCCGUACCAUCUGGUGGUGCUGGUCAACAAGGAACCAUACAUUGGAGAUGGACCUGUGACAUCAGUAAAGGUGGCUUACAGACCAAUCAAUUUUUCCACAUGGGACACAGUGGAAGUGGUUGGUUCCCAUGCAAAGUUGGAGAAUCUCUCCCCCAUGACAGAGUACAUCACGUUUGUGCAGCUGAGUAGGCGUGGACACGGAGGGACUGGCAAACCAGGACCUGAAGCUAGCUUCCACACACAGAUGCUUGACCAGCCUUUCCCUACAGGGGUCAAACUGACCCCGCUGAGCCAGACCUCUCUGGCCCUGUCCUGGGAUCCUGCUGGCAUCGCUCUGCUCAAAGACGACUGGCACUAUGAGGUGGAAUGCCAACCAGUGGAGGAUGCAAGCACUACAUGGAGCUUUUACCUGCCACCAAACUCCACUGGUACCCAGCUGAAACAUCUCAAGGCUAGACACAAGUACAAGUGCAGGGUCAGCCUGAGCAGCCGGGCAGUGGGGCAAUACUGCCCUACCGUCAGCGCCUGGACUCACAGUGAUGAGCUUCCUCCUACUCCCUCUGAUGUAUCCAUCUCUAACAUCACCGAUUCCUCGGCCAUCAUCAGCUGGACCAUCACGGAGGGUCACUCCGUUUCCAAGGUGCUCAUUCGUUACCAGCAGAGUGAAGAGGCUGAGUACAACCAGCAGGUGGAACUGGGGGUGCAGGAAUUUCAAAGAACCAUGCAAUUCAUGUUGAGAGGCCUCAGGGCUGAUACUGAAUACCUGCUGGAGCUGUGGAGCAUCAACAACAUUGGAGAGAGUCUGGAGAAAGAGCAGGUUCAGCUGAGGACAAUAACACCACAAGAGAGCUCGCGUCUGUAUGGGUUUGGUGCUGAUGGAAAUAUGUUGUUCUAUGCCAUUCUGGGUUCUGCUGGUAUGACCUGCCUCACCAUCCUUCUGGCUUUCUGCAUCGUGCUGCAGCUUAAAAGAGGCUCAUUCCAAAGACGCAUGAGAGAGGAACCAGUGGUGCAGUUCAGCUCAGGUUCUUUAACCAGACAGAAGAAAUCAUCAUGCUCGACACAGGCUGUGUCAUACCCAAUGCUGGAGUGGAGCGACAUUAAGUUCCAGGAUGUGAUUGGAGAGGGAAACUUCGGCCAAGUUCUCAAAGCUCGCAUCAAGAAAGACGGAAUGAGGAUGGAUGCUGCCAUCAAGAGGAUGAAAGAAUACGCAUCUAAAGACGACCACAGAGAUUUUGCAGGUGAGCUGGAGGUGCUGUGUAAACUGGGUCAUCACCCCAACAUCAUCAACCUGCUGGGAGCCUGCGAGCAUAGAGGUUAUCUGUAUUUAGCCAUCGAAUACGCCCCUCACGGCAACCUGCUGGACUUCCUGAGGAAGAGUCGAGUGCUGGAGACAGACCCGGCCUUCGCCAUCGCUAACAGUACAGCCUCCACGCUCACCUCUCAGCAACUGCUGCAAUUCGCCGCUGACGUGGCUCGAGGCAUGGACUACCUGAGCCAGAAACAGUUUAUCCACAGAGAUUUAGCAGCCAGAAACAUCCUGGUGGGGGAGAGCUUUGUGGCAAAGAUUGCUGAUUUUGGUCUCUCACGAGGCCAAGAGGUUUACGUCAAGAAAACCAUGGGUCGAUUACCUGUGAGAUGGAUGGCCAUUGAGUCUCUCAACUACAGUGUUUAUACAACCCACAGUGACGUAUGGUCAUAUGGAGUGCUUCUCUGGGAGGUUGUGAGUUUAGGUGGGACGCCGUACUGUGGUAUGACCUGCGCUGAGCUUUAUGAGAAACUCCCUCAGGGUUAUCACCUAGAAAAACCACUCAACUGUGACGAUGAAGUCUAUGAGCUGAUGAAGCAGUGCUGGAGAGAGAAACCGUAUGAAAGACCGUCGUUUGCUCAGAUUCUGAUGUCUCUCACCCGCAUGCUGGAGGAGAGAAAGACGUAUGUAAACACCACACUAUAUGAGAAAUUCACCUACGCUGGGAUCGACUGCUCUGCAGAGGAGGCCGGGUGAUCCAGACAGCGCUGUGCUACACGUCUCUGCUGUUUCCUCUCUGUGCAGCGUUUAUGUAUCAUAAAAGUAUUAAAAGUUUAUGCAAUCCUGUCAUCAGGAUUCACAGACUAGAACUUUUUGCACACAUUGUGUAUUCCUGUUGUUGUGAGUAUUACCAGUUGUAUCCAUGUAUGCAGUAUGUCUACGUCUAUGUUUUUAUACGUUUGUGUAAAUGAAAGGUGGAAUGUGAUUCUGAUUGUGCCGUGUUGGUGUGUUUGUUGAAAAUCCUGAGCUGGACGUGCAGCCGCUGUCGUUGGGUUUGGUUGAGAGACUAAGCUCUGGCUGCUGUACAUCGCACACUGUGCAAACAUGGUGGAUAUUUUUUAAUGACUUUUAAAGGACCAAUAAACUUGUUUAUUGUGAA
This is a messenger RNA of Trichomycterus rosablanca, 3877 nucleotides long. It is a transcript of the gene tek, whose product is annotated as TEK tyrosine kinase, endothelial. NCBI's taxonomy places the organism in Eukaryota, Metazoa, Chordata, Actinopteri, Siluriformes, Trichomycteridae. The record is from RefSeq and is a predicted model, not a curated record. Gene Ontology annotation, cellular component: plasma membrane; signaling receptor complex. The transcript is spliced from 23 exons. Gene Ontology annotation, molecular function: ATP binding; transmembrane receptor protein tyrosine kinase activity; protein binding. Gene Ontology annotation, biological process: positive regulation of MAPK cascade; positive regulation of phosphatidylinositol 3-kinase/protein kinase B signal transduction; positive regulation of angiogenesis. Bases 58 to 3474 code for a protein of 1138 amino acids.